This is a messenger RNA of Macrosiphum euphorbiae (potato aphid), 873 nucleotides long. Lineage: Eukaryota; Metazoa; Arthropoda; Insecta; Hemiptera; Aphididae. The record is from the annotation of a GenBank genome assembly.
AUGUGCUUGCCGUCGACGGAACGUGCAGUUGAUCCCAAGAACACUUCCGGUAGCGCGUACAAGAAAGUCAUAAAAAAGUUUAAAAAGUCGUGGAUUUUGAGUGUGGCGGUCUUACUUAUUGUAUCUGCGGCAUUGCAAAAUCAUACCGUCAACCAAUAUGUUCGCGCCGUCUUGAAACUAACAGCGAUGCAGUUAAUAGAUCUGAGCAAUUUCAAAAAUUUACUUCACGAUUCGUGUUUAAUUUAUAACAAAAUACCAGAACGCAAGCUUACUGAAUCGGAUUGUUAUUCAUGUGAAAGCAUCGAUCGAGUGGACGUUGUCCUCAGACCAGAGGACAUUUUAGAAUCGUACGCGGAUCUCAAUUGGCCAGUUGCGUACCAAAGUGAUGUUAAAACCACCGUCACCGUUGAAGAUUUAGCCCUUGUUCUUUUAAACGGAGACCUCUUACCUUGCGAUUAUGAAUCCAACUUGAAAAUCGAUCCCCUUCGAGCAAUCGAAAUGAAGUAUGGAUGGUUUAUGCAUUGGCGAAAUUGUGAUGACAUCCAAGGAAAACUAAUGCGUGCUUUAUACAGACCAGAUUCGUUUUUGAACAUUUCUCCCGAAACCUGGACAAUUAUGUCGUCCAAGUAUAAAACUGUUCACUAUAAAAAAAUCAACACGUACUACGACGGCAGAGUGGCGGUAUCGCAGAUAAGUGGAACGUUUAAGUACCGGUUGGUGCCCAAAAACCCUUGCUUGGAAAUAUGCAAUCCUUUGGACGGAAGUUUAGAAACUCAUCAUACCCUGGUUUUCAACAAUUUCAUUUGGGAUUUUCAGUAUCUGCCAUCGAAUAAUUCUACCAACAGCAUAGCUAUUAUCUAUUACUUAGAUUAA